Venturia canescens is the source of this 2559-nucleotide messenger RNA. RefSeq names its product sodium-coupled monocarboxylate transporter 1-like. The record is from RefSeq and is a predicted model, not a curated record. Lineage: Eukaryota; Metazoa; Arthropoda; Insecta; Hymenoptera; Ichneumonidae. Gene Ontology annotation, cellular component: membrane. Gene Ontology annotation, biological process: transmembrane transport; sodium ion transport. Bases 618 to 2471 code for a protein of 617 amino acids. Gene Ontology annotation, molecular function: symporter activity. The transcript has 13 exons.
UCUCAUUCGUUAUCGCGGCCUUACCAACUGCGCUUCCUUCUACUAACCGCAUAUCCCACAUUAUUUAUACUUUUCUCUCAUUUUCUUUCCCAUUCAGUAGUUCCAUUCAUAAGCAACCAAUAAUUUCGUAAUUUACAUAAAUAUUCGUUUGCUUCGAUCGCUGCCUCACGUCGGUCUGUUGUGCGAAAUUUAAGUGACAAAUAUCGUGAAAAUUGUUGUAGAGUGAUGUCCCGAAAAACCACUACUCAAAUCGAAGAAAGCUUCGACACGCGCUUCCCCUGCUGAUAUCGAUAAAGGAAUAAAAAACUAAAAUCGUUGCGUUUGACAAGACUAUUUUGAUUCUUCGUGACACAAACAAAAGGCGUAGAUCAUUUCAAGAUCAAAAGUAUCAUCAAAACAGCUGUGUGAAUUAGUGUGAUUUUUAAUUGGUUCAAAGUAUUAAUCAUUUUUCAAUAACAUUCUCGAAAUAAUCGUCGGGAUGAUGAACUAUUUAUGAAAACGGUAUUUCGUGUCGUAACGUCGAUCGAGACUAGAUCAGGUUACACCGAGUUUCGAUCACGAUCGAUUUAAGAGCCCUAGGAUAAUCAAACGCGAGCGAAAUUUCACUCUGUAAGAAAAUGACUUCCGAGGACAACUCGGAAAUGACGGGAAAGCGGAAUUGGGUGCAGGGCAUGAUGACCGUCGACGAGCUCAGUCGAUCGAUGCAGACUUUCGGCCUCAUCGAUUAUUCGGUAUUCACAGCUAUGCUUGUGAUGUGCGGUAUCAUUGGCGUUUAUUUUGGCUUCAUUAAAAAAUCGUUGGGCGAAGACGAAUAUCUCGUUGGUGGAAGAAAUAUGAGCACGCUGCCAAUAAGUUUGAGCUUAAUUGCUAGUUUCAUAUCGGGAAUAUCGCUGCUCGGUACACCGACUGAGAUUUAUGUGCACGGUACGAGUUACCUCUUCAUCGGAUUCGGUGUCAUUUUCGUCGGGUUCGCCAUGUCUUAUGUCUUCUUACCGGUAUUCCACGAGCUUCGAUUAACGAGCACUUACGAAUACCUCGAAAAACGCUUCGACAAUAAAGUCAGGCUGCUCGGAUCGACACUUUUUGGAUUUGGCAUUAUGCUCUGGCUUCCCAUCGUUAUAUACGUGCCAGCACUUGCCUUCAACCAAGUAACCGGAAUAAACAUACACAUCGUCACACCGUUCGUGUGCAUCAUUUGUAUAUUCUACACUUGUGUGGGAGGAUUGAAAGCAGUCGUGUGGACGGACUUUGUUCAAGCUUUCGUCAUGUUUGGGGCAAUGUUACUGAUAAUCAUAAAAGGUACCUUGGACCUCGGAGGUCUCGAUGUUGUUUUACAGAGGAAUCGGGAUUCCGGAAGGCUCGAACUGCCAUUGACCGAUUGGCAUUUGUCGACGAGGCACACUCUGUGGUCCCUCGUCAUUGGUGGUUUCGUUCACUGGCUCCAUAUUUCCGCGAUCAACCAAAAUAUGCUUCAGCGUUACAUGGCGUUACCAACGUUGAAAGCAGCUCGGAGGGCACUUUGGGGCUUCAUCGUCGGAGCUCUCAGCCUCGUUGGAAUAUGUGGAUACUCGGGAAUGCUUAUAUACGCCUGGUACCAUACCUGUGAUCCUCUCACCACGAAGUUAGCAGGAGCGAAGGAUCAGCUAUUGCCUCUACUCGUGAUGGAUAUUCUCGGGGAAUUUCCUGGGCUACCAGGACUCUUCGUUGCUGGAGUUUUCAGUGCUGCUCUCAGUUCUCUCUCAACCGGAUUGAAUUCCAUGGCUGCUGUUGUGAUGGAGGAUUUCAUAAAGCCUUUCCGGAAAACUCCCUUUAGCACUAGAACGGCUGAUAUACUUAUGAAACUAACAGUCGUGAUACUCGGCGUUAUUUGCGUUGCCCUCGUUUUCGUCGUCGAAAAAGCUGGUUCUCACGUUCUCCAGUUGUCGAUAAGCUUAAGUGCCAUCCACAGUGGCCCAUCCCUGGGAAUUUUCACUAUUGGAGUAUUGCUACCGUGGAUCAAUGCCCUGGGCGCCCUUAUCGGGGGACUCAGCGGUCUAGCAUUCAUGACUUGGAUCACGAUAUCUGCUCAGACUGGCAUCGCAAGUGGUUCGAUCAGGUUUCAGGAGAAACCGAUAACAACGGAAGGCUGCACCUAUUGGUUUCAGCAAGUUGAAAGCAUGUUGCUUUUCAUACCACCGGAAGUUGCGACCAAUGCCACUGAUUCUACCAACAUUGGCGAAUCUUGGGCUCUGUAUCGUAUGAGUUAUCUCUGGUACACCGUGACAGGUGCGAUGGUAACUGUCAGCAUCGGUCUCGUCGUAAGUAUAUUUACCCCAGCGAGGGUUGAAAAAUUGGAUCCAAUGCUGGUGGCACCAUUUUUACGGAAGUAUUUGAAGACUCCAGAACCGACUGAGCUCUGCCACGUAAUGAUUCGAACUCAAGGCCCAAACGGAAUAACGACGUCUCCAACUGCGAACGUAAAGCCGGUGUAAAAAUAUUGACCGACUGAAAUUAUAAAUAAAUCUUUGUAUUGAAGGAAAGGAGGAGAAAAUGGUGGAGGAAAUAAAAAAUUGUAGAGUA